AUGUUAGGCGGGCACGACGAUGAAACGACGAUGAUGAUGAGGCUGGUACGACGAGUUGCAGACGAGAGCUGGACGAAUGCUGUUGUGCUGUGGUGCGUAGCGGAUAGAGACUGGGGUAAACCAGUAAACUUUAUCAACACGAACACAAGUUCACAAGGGCUUUGUUGGGGCGACGGGAUUAAGUUGGGCGCUUGCAGCGACAGCCGCUGCGGACAAGGUGUCUAUAACUGGAUUGCAGCACCACACUGCUGCACUGGACCUUUGGACGCCAGACCACGGGAUACGCCGAACGCCGACGAUGAACAUGGAGUACACUUGAUGACAAUAAGGCGAAACAUACACUGA
Molecule: messenger RNA, 345 nt
Organism: Gongylonema pulchrum
Lineage: Eukaryota; Metazoa; Nematoda; Chromadorea; Rhabditida; Gongylonematidae
Source: the annotation of a GenBank genome assembly